Molecule: messenger RNA, 6164 nt
Organism: Toxorhynchites rutilus septentrionalis
Lineage: Eukaryota; Metazoa; Arthropoda; Insecta; Diptera; Culicidae
Gene: gprs
Product: serine-enriched protein
Exons: 7
Coding region: 448-4089 (1213 amino acids)
Molecular function (GO): protein binding
Source: RefSeq, a predicted model, not a curated record
CGAUUCCGUCCGGUGGGGGAACUUUAGCCUGAAAAUCCUUCACUUGCCAUCAGUUCUCUUAUCACCAGCCAGUUGUUAACAGGCUGAAAUUUUCAUUCAAGUGAUCCAGGUGAAAAAGUGAAAAUUUUCAGAGGCCAUCCAUAGCCAAUAGUGGGAGCUCAUCGUCUGUGCGUGUGUGCUGCAAACUUUUUGCUGUUCAGCUGUGUGAGUGGAAGCAACACUUGGUUCUCUGGCUCUCUUGCAGAGCGACCAAACGGCGUGGAGCGAGUGUUUACCUUGGUGACAGCGUGAUAAGAUAACCCAGUAGUGCCAUCCAAAACAACACCUCCACUCACCACCACCACCACCACCACCACCACAACCACUACCUCUUCUUUCCCCAAUUUCCCGAGACAUUCGUUCGCAGGAAAAGCUACUAAGAUUGCAACAGCAAUAGAAAUCACAGCUAUGCCUGAAGUGCUGCCACUUUCCGGCAUGGCUGAUGCCGAGCCGGAUCUGUCGACGUUCGAGAACAAGUCCGGUCUGGCGGAAGAUAUGAAAUUUCUCGCUUCAAUGCCGGAACUGUGCGACGUGACGUUCCUGGUGGGAGAAACCCGGGAGCCGGUGUGUGCGGUGAAGGCCGUUCUCGCGGCUCGAUCCCGUGUCUUCCAAAAGAUGCUCUACCAGGCACCUUCGCCCCAGCGGAAGAAGGAACCUCCGCCGAGGGAGAACAAGUUGCGAUUGUUUUUGAAGCGCUCAUCGGAACCGCUGCUAAACUUACAGAAUGCUGCCCAACAGCCUCCCGGUCAGCAACAUCAGACACUCAUCAUCGAGGAGUUCGAACCGGACGUAUUCCGACAGCUGAUCGAGUACAUUCACACCGGUUGCGUAACACUGCAGCCUCGCACCCUGCUGGGAGUGAUGAAUGCAGCCGAUUACUACGGACUGGAAGAGCUACGUCGCGCCUGUGGAGGUUUCGUACAGUGCUGUAUCAACGUGGACACCGUUUGCGCUCUAUUGGCAUCGGCCGAACGGUACAUCCAGUACAAAUGUACCAAAAGUUUGGUCCAGAAGGUAUUGGAGUUUGUUGACGAACAUGGUAAUGAGGUGCUGAACCUGGGCAGCUUCACGCUGUUGCCACAGCAUGUGGUGCGUUUGAUUCUGGCCCGAGAGGAGCUGCGUGCGGAUGAAUUUACCAAAUUUCAAGCUGCACUAAUGUGGAGCAAGAAAUAUUGCGACUCAAAUCAAAACACACCACUCAAAGAGGUGAUUGGAAACUUUCUGGAGUACAUUCAGUUCCACAAGAUUCCAGCGAAUGUGCUGAUGAGAGAGGUUCAUCCCCUUGGGUUGGUUCCGUAUUCGAUCAUCAUGAAUGCGUUGGCCUUUCAGGCAGACCCAACAAGUGUGGACCCCGGAAAGCUCUCCCCCAACUCCAGUCGAGUAAGGAGGUCUAAGUCCCACCAUUCAAAAUCUCUCCCCAAGAUACGCAAGGCCAAGUCCCAGAGUUUCCGUACCCGUCGCAGUCCAUCGGAGCGCAAGAGUCACGGGUCGUCUUCACCGUGGAACUUUAAUGUCGACCAGCGCAAAAGUCCCGUAAAUGUCCUUCAGCAACAGAUUCAGCAACAUGUGCCCAAGUCUCCAGGCAGCACAUCGGCUCACCUCGAGCACCGAAGUUCGAUAACCUCGCAGAAAAGUCCCGCUUUGUCAAGGCAGGGUACGUUGCGCUCGUCGCACAGGAGAAAGAGCAGUUUGGGUGCAUCGUUGAACCUCGUCCAGGGUCGACGAAGUCCAAUCAGUAUGCUGAAUGAUCGUAGCCCCCAGGGCCGGAAGAGUCCCAAUCUUCUCAUCACUGAUCAAAUGUAUGCUCAAAGUUUCCAGGCUCACCUGGAUCGCAAAUCUCCAACAGCAAUGUCGUUCUCAGGCCGACGUAGUCCUUCCGGUUUGCGAAGCCCAUCAGGGUUACGCAGCCCGUCUGGUUUCCGCAGUCCAUCCGGACUCCGUAGUCCCUCGGGAAUGUGCAGCCCGUCCGGACGCCGCAGUCCGCUAGGUUUCAAUCUACAAUCUGAAUAUUCUAACAUGCUGCAGAGUCAUAUGGAGCGCUUCAGUCCGAACUCACUCAGCAGUCAUUCUGCUCAGGAUCGACGAAGCCCCACCACUCAUAUACCACCGGAGCGCAGCCGUAGUCCAAUCGGUGGUCACUCCCGUUACGGUGGAAGCUUCUACGGGGAUCGGUCGGCACGUACCAGUCCAACAACUCUCGCCAGUAUUCCCCCGAUAACUAUCUCGAACCCCUCAGAAACGUACGAAAUCGUACAGAAGUCGAUUGAUUCUCUGCAAAAACAUAGUCCCCUGAAGCAGGAUGCUCCCGUUGCUCCUCCAUCCGGUGGUGCCACUACGCCAGGCUCGGUCUGCUCGAGCACAACCGCUCCAGAGAAGAAGGAGAAGACGAGCGUGAUGAAGGAAAUUCUGGCCUUUGUGCGGAAGCCCUCGAAGAAGGUCACCACGAGGACCAGCAAGUUCGCAGCGGCCUUCUCUCGAGCGGAUUCCAACACCGGAGCUCCACUUAUGAGACAGAGUACCUUCUCGAGCAUCCCGAAUACGUCAAGUUGCGCCGGUCGCAACGCCAUCACCAAACAGAUGUCGGAGAUAGGAUUCGAGCCGAUCAUGACCUCGCUCAAGCUGAAGGGAGUCGGAUCAAAAAUGUCGCUCAAAUCGCUGAGGAAGUUCAGCGGCGACAAGAAAGAUAAGAAAUCCAGCGGAGAUGAGAUCAGCGAUAUCGAGAGCAGCGAUGGGGGAAAGUUGGAAAGUGCAACCUCACAGGAAGUGCCAUUCGAACUGGAGAACGUUCGAUUCGAGAAGGUUGGCGAUUCGUACAUCAAACACGAUCAGAUCAAGGAAGAGGAAAGUCCCCGAGGUUCGCAGGAUAGUGGAGAGGUCGAAGAAGGUAGGUUGAAGAUUAUACCGGUGAGUGAGAUUAAGAAAUCACUCGAGGCACUGUUCACUCGGCAAGAGCCAAUCGAUGAGGCAGCGGAGGAUCUCCGGAAGGAUUCGGAGACAAUGCAGUGUCCAACGUUCGAGAUUGAACCACCAUCAAGGAGAGCGUCAUUCGAUCCUCCGCGUUCGCCGUUUCUAGAAAAUCUCAGAAGUUUGAGUGAUACAGAUCACGAAGGAACUCACCACAGCCGGUUGGACUCUGGCGGGGAUAGCUUCGAACUAAUCGACACUACCGAUCGACGAGGGGAAAGCAGUGUCAGUGAUCGACAUUCGUCGAUGGACACAAGCUUCGACAUCAGUAGAUAUCAAUCGACCAGUUACGAGGAUCAGAACUCAAGUUUUGAGCUCAUUGAACUGGAUAACUCACAAAGAACGUCAGCCAAAGAUGAUAAAAUUUCGCCGUUCGAUAUCAGAAAAUCCUCGAUUGAACUAGUUGAUCCAGAGACGUUCCAGCGAUCUUACCCGGAGGGUAGAAAGUCCUCUCUGGAGACUCAUUUCGAUCUGGCCGAAGGCUAUCAAGUGACAAGCCCUAGAAGUGGAUACACAGUCAUCCCGAAAGCGCGAAAACAGAUCUCCGAACCUGGUCGCAACCGAGAUCAUCAUCAUGCCAAGCUGGGUAUGAAGACCCACUACUCCGCUCCACACCGUGCCAAAUCUCCACUGUCGAACCAAACGUCAUCGAACUAUAGUUCCCGGGAUAGUUACGAUUCGAUCUUCGAAUCAAUGCCCCACUACGAGGUGCGCAGUCCGUUCUCGGAUCGAGAAACAUCCAAGCAGCACUUUCCGCUGCCCCGUAAGUUCUCCAACGAAUCCUCCUCGCGCUUCCUCUGUACCGAUAAACGUUGUGCCUCAAUCUUCGAACCCCGCCCAGCCCGUCUUUCCAACACCCAUCUGGACACCUCGAGUGGGAGUGAAUUCGAGCCUCCCUCGCCGAGGAGAGCUGCCAGUGCUUCACCCAAGCACACCUUCACCUUCCGGAUAGUGCUGAAGAAAGUUGACAGCUCGCCGGAUGCCAUCUGCCCGUCGGCGGAAAGACGCAACCGGGAGAAGGUGGACAAACACAAGCGACGUGACAGCCGCCGCAAGAAGCUGCUCGAAAUAGGCAAGAGCUUCUAGAAUGGGAAGUCUGUUCACGUGAUUGUAGAACAAGGACCGGCAAAGCAGGUUUUCAUUUGCUUGAACCAGUUUAAGGACAGUUACAUAUUUAUAUUUACAGUGCCAAGUCAUUUCAGUGUGUGAACGGAAAUAUUUCAGAGUGUUAUUUGAUUUUACCAACGGUAAAUAUAAUUACUGCGGGUGAACUCGAAAAGAAGACAAUUAAAUGUAAUCAGAGUAUUGAUAUUGGUCGAUCAUGUUUUUAAUUCAGUAUCAGCUCACCCCAAUAUAUGAGUAUGAUUCAGUAUUCUUUAAAAGUUUUAGCAGAUAAUUCUUCGAAUCAUGGUGAAACUUUCCCUCCGAUAAAUAUGCUAACCAUUGUCGUUAUUGUAUCUUAUUAUAGACAUCCGAUUUCGUAAAUCGAUCCCAGUUGACAAGUUGUUUGAAGUGUUAUUCCUAACAAAAUUAUGCCACUUUUUUCCAAUGAUAUUCACAAUUUUAUGAGAGAUCAAAUCCCAGUAUUAGAAAACGGAAUCCUCUUUUCAUAAAUAAAAACCACUAAGUCAAACAGUUUAAAACAAAUAUCAAAGCACACAUACUCGAAACACAAAGCAGAAAACUUUACUAAACAAAAUCAUAAAGUGUUCAAACCAACUGACUACCGUUAAGCAAAGAACAGAAAGAAAUUUAUAUAUCAACUCGUCGAAUGAAUCGUCAUAUAUUGUUAACCUUGAAUCAUUGAUCUUUAAUUUUACCACGAGUUAGCAAUUCAAAGCAACCGAACAGAAUGUGAAUGCGUCUUUAUGUGAUUUCAAUAUGAACUGUCUCCGAAGAGUUUUAAACUUCCCGUUAAAUAGUGUACCAGUCAUUGAAUUUUUGAGAUUGUAGUUGUGACAUUGUGAGAUUGUGACGGAAAAAAGGACAUUGACAAAUUCUAAAAUUUGUGUUUAGGCGUUUUUAUUGCUAUCUGUUUCCCAAACCUGUCAGCAACGAAUCCUAGAAACAUACACUCACGAGUUUCGCGUUUCAUAGACCAUCAAAAGAUGAAGAUUAAACUAAAGUAUUAUACAGUCCGGGAAGCAAUCCUUCCCGUUGAAAAAAACAAACGCUGGACAAUGGGGCCGUACCGUAAUAGUUAGUUAAAAACGCGCUUCGUAGAAAUCGUGCAAAGCACAACGAAUCACAACUUGCGCAGCAACUGAUUGUUUGUUCCUUCAGUGUCUAUCACUAUCCCCAAACUAUCCUUGGAUUGCAAAAUCACCUUCCCUUCGAUUGGAUCGUCAUGUGCCAACAACACUCAAAACGUAACUAAAUCGGUGUUAAAUUAUUGCUAAAUGAUAGUCACGAGCUGAUAAAGUCUCGAAUCAAUGUCCUUUCCCGAUAAAACAAAUACAUACAAAGCUAAGGGUGCUCAUACACUGUUUGACCGAAGCCAAAUAUUUGACUCUUUUUGACAGAUAAAUUUUGUCCAACGUGUACUGAUCAAAUAUAUUCUACACAAAACACGACAAGCAAAUAUUCAGUUAUUGGAUGCCUAAAAUAUUUUUUCAGUCUGUUCUUCGAACCUGUCGGUAUAUGGUUAGGUUACCUUGAAUAUUUCAGUUGAUUUUUUCCAUGUUCGGUGUUUGAUAUUGUUUACUACUGUUGAAAAUUGAAGAGUGGCAAACAAAAUAGUGUUUGUACAAAUAUCAAAUCAAACCUUAUCUGUCAAAAAAUAUCAAAUAUUUGACCUCCGGGCAAACAGUGUACGGCCACCUUAAGACAAAUUAUUAAUAUACAUCAAAAAGAUAUUCCCUCAAGUGAAAACAAAAAAUCAACAAAUCUUAUAGUAACAAAAGAAAGAAAAAAAAAUAUAUUCUCGUUGACCGGAUUAACCGUAUUUACACAACUCGAGAUCUAAAAAACAAAUACAUCAUGAACUUGUUGCUGAUGCUAAUAUUGAUAAUUAUUCCCGAAAGUGACAUUAAACGGAGAGAUUCUGCACUUGGAGAGAGAGACAAACAGAAAUAUUAUAACUAAUUACAGAAUUAAACUUUAUUAUUCACACACACACACACAUCCAUUAUUCGGUGUAUGUUGAUUGAAAAAAAAAAAAA